AUGCUAGUAGAUAUGUUGCUAGCGGAUAUUGAUCUUGUGAUAAAUCCAGUGCUACCAGUGCAAACAAGUGGAGUGAAUACGGUGAAUGAGGAGACUUGUUCGAAUGAAGCAGAAGGUGGUCAAAAUUCAGCGUUGUCAGCAAGAUCGGAGAAAACACCCACUCCACCAGGUUUCCACGUCAGAGAGCCAGAACAGCAGCAUCAAGAGAGACCCCAGCAACAUCUAAGACAUCCAGCAGCCGGAGAACCUUUCCAGCAUCAGCAGCUUCAUACAGUACUGGAUCAGCAACGCGAGCAGAUAAAUACAGAGCUUAAAAAUUUUGAAGAUUUGAAGCAGCAACAGCAGGAGAUCAACCGGUACAGGCAGGCACAGGCAACACAAGUUGUUGCGUCGGCAUUUCAACAACAACAGCAACUAGAUUUGGUGGAACAACAGCAACAAUUGAUACGGCAACUGCAAAACAGAAAUCAACAAUUAGAGCAGGCAAAUCGACUGUUGCAGAGGCAAAAUAAUCGACAACAACAGCAACCAACACACCAAGAGGAAGUAGUUCGUCGCAUACCUAAGGAGUUUCAUCGUGCUAUUUCAAUGCUGUUUCGCUUCAUUACGCCACCGAUGUCAGAGGAGGACAAGAUCUUUAUUAUAAAGAAAAACAUGUGUGUAGAUUACGCCAUCAUCGUUGCAGCAGCAAACCCGACAACAGUGAAUGAGUUGGUGAGAAUAUGCUCCAGUUACGACGACACACGCAGGCUAUUGAAUUGUCAACGCAAAAUUCCACUCCCACACAGCAGCUUGCUGGAGCCAAACUUUGCAACCCCGGUUCAACAACAGCGGUCGAAUGUCCCACCGACCAAUCAACGCUUCAGUCGAGUGAACACGAUAGAAGAAGAAGAGCCCACGUUUUCUUCCGAUGUAACGCAACAAUCGGAAAACGAGGAAUUGCAAGCGAAAAUCGAGGAACUGGAACAGCAAGUAUGUGCUUUCAAAAUGCAGCUCAAUAGGCAACGAGGAGAAGGAAGACCAAUGGGUGUGAGAAGCCAAGAACAGAUGAAAUCUUUCCAACGACAGCCAGACCAACAGUUUCAUCUUCCCCGCAGACAACCAGAACUUCAACAAGCUUCUUCGCAAUGGUUAGGAAACCCAGUUGCUCAGACGUACUCUCAUGAGACGGUUAGACAAGCAUCAAACCCACAGCCGCAACUCUCUGCAAGAUCGCAACCAUUUCAAGUAGCAAUACCGCAAGAUAGUCAACGAAACGCUUCGGAGCAGCAGCUCCAACAACACCAAGCAGCCUCGGGAAGUCUAUUGAAAGUUUGUUGGAAUUGCGACGAGGAAGGCCAUCGCUUCACAGACUGUCCGAGACCACAGGCCAUAUUAUUUUGCUAUCGCUGCGGUAGAAAGGGCUAUUCGCUACGUAGUUGCUUUACUUGUCGCACAGAUUCGGGAAACUUGGCAGCGGAGAAUCGCCAAUAG
Messenger RNA from Uranotaenia lowii, 1473 nucleotides. RefSeq names its product zinc finger protein 853-like. NCBI's taxonomy places the organism in Eukaryota, Metazoa, Arthropoda, Insecta, Diptera, Culicidae. The transcript is spliced from 2 exons. The record is from RefSeq and is a predicted model, not a curated record. Gene Ontology annotation, molecular function: zinc ion binding; nucleic acid binding. The coding region runs from base 1 to 1473 and encodes 490 amino acids.